UCAAAAUAUGAAACACUUAUCGAUUGUGAAGACAAACAACACUUCAGACUAUUGUCGCUACGAUUGGAUCAAUUGAGUGACGAGACGUACGGAUCAGAUGGCAGUCCUAUUAAGACUGAAUCUAUUGUCACCCAAACUGAUGCCACAGAUGGACAACAAUCAGGACAAGCAGUGACUCAACUGACAACAGGUCUGUCGACCGGCGAGAAGUCUCACAAACUGCUGAAACAGAGCCUAAAGAAUAAAUGUAUUGUCACUGAAACUGAUGCCACAGAUGGACAGCAAUUGAGUGGCAAAUCAGUGGACAUGAGAUGCGAUUUGAAUGAUAAUGGCGUGAAUAAGGGAUGUGUUGUCUUAAAAACUUAUUCAAAAACUGGACAACAAUUGAGACAAACUGUUACUCAACCCAUAAAAGUGGUCAAACAUUUGUGGUGUAAACCCUCCGCUGAAAACACGCCGAAGACUGCGAUCGCGACUCAAAGCCAAUCACAGGACAAGAAAGUGGUUUAUUUGGUCGUAAACUCUGUGAACCAAACGAGUGGACAAAGCGCUGGAACCAGUGCUUCGGGACAACAAUUAAGACUCAUAUCGUUAGGCAAAGUACUUCGAUGUCAUGUCAUUGACUGUCAAUUCAAAUGCCUAGCAAUGGGUUCAUUAGAAACUCACCUUCAGGUACACGACAGGAGUUUUCAACCGCAACCGAUGCCCGGAUUUGCAUCAUAUGAAGAACAGCGCAAAGCGAUUGACAAACAGUGUUACGACUCGACCACUAAAUUGUAUUAUUGCCGACAAACCGGUUGUCAGAGACAAAAGCCUUUCAAACUCCGUGAGAUGUUAACCAAACACAUGAGACGAGUCCACUCCGGCCAGCGAUACGUCUGUUAUGACCCCAACUGUGACACACAGUUCCGAUAUCCGGCAUCCGUCCGAAAGCACUAUAACCUGAUUCACGCGGGGAUCGAACCCCCGAAGCGGUUUGUGUGUCCGCACGACGACUGUGGCUAUCGGUGUGCGUCGGCGGUGACACUGCAGAUACACAUCAAGGUUCACGACAAUCCAAAUCACGUCAAUUAUAAGCGCCGGCGCCGAGAGUUGACCGAAGAGUGUUACGACUCGACCACCGAUUCAUACCAUUGCCGACAAACCGGUUGUCAGAAGACAUGGAAGAAGUACGAGGAUGUGUUGAAACACAUGCAAAGAGUACAUACAGACAGAACUGUGGUCUGCGAGCACUCGGACUGCGAUAUGAGAUUCAAAUCAAGUUAUGUUAUGAAAAAUCACUAUAAACUGAUUCACGAACGGCUCAUGAAGUGUCCGAUUGGCGACUGCGGCCGCGAAUACCGGGACCGGCAGUCACUGAAUCAGCACGUGAUUACUGCCCACCCGACAGAGUAUAACGUCUAUAGGAAGGCCAGACGCGCCAACAACUCCUUCCGGUGCCAACACCCGGGCUGUGACCGUGGAUUUAGUUCCCGCUAUACUUUACUCCAACAUCAAGCGAUUCACAACACAGAACCCACCGUUCGGUGCCCGAAGUGUCCGCAACUGUUUGACUCAUUACACCUGUUAUAUAAGCAUAAGCUGUCCCAACACAACAUCAAACCAAAGUCACAGCGCAAGGACUACCGGUGCGAACGGCCCGGUUGUCAAUACACGGGUACAUUGAAUGCCCUUAGAAUUCACUCUAUGACCCAUACGGGGGAAAAGCCAUACGCGUGUGAUUGGCCUGAAUGUGGUAAACGGUUUACAUCAGGGAUCUCUUUGAACGGACACAUGAAUAUCCAUCAAAACCUGAAGCCUUAUGCCUGUGAUUGGCCCGGAUCCAUACGCCUGUCAUUGGCCCGGAUACGGGUCGCCGCCGGCUCUGUGUCUACCCUAACGCCCGCAGUCGUGCCCAGUUUGGAGGCGCCGGUCGUCGGCGGUCGGCACCGAUGGCCCCAACCGUGUGGUGAAGAGGUGAUGAAGAGGUGGUGCCGAUGUUGUGGUCACCACAGGGGGAGUGUAACGAUGGUUAUUGCGAUGGGUCUGUAG
This is a messenger RNA of Medioppia subpectinata, 2031 nucleotides long. The record is from the annotation of a GenBank genome assembly. Lineage: Eukaryota; Metazoa; Arthropoda; Arachnida; Sarcoptiformes; Oppiidae.